Molecule: messenger RNA, 999 nt
Organism: Trichoderma aggressivum f. europaeum
Lineage: Eukaryota; Fungi; Ascomycota; Sordariomycetes; Hypocreales; Hypocreaceae
Exons: 1
Coding region: 1-999 (332 amino acids)
Molecular function (GO): metal ion binding
Source: RefSeq, a predicted model, not a curated record
AUGGCCGGGGCGCCCAAAGAUGAUGAACUUGAAAGAGCAGCACAGCAGCUCGCCAACUUCCGCAAGGACAAUGCGCUUCCGGAAAUAUUAGACCGGUACGCGGCCUUGAUUGAGAGCUACAAGCGCCUGCAGAGCGAUUAUGAGGAGGAGCGGGACGCUCGGGAAAGGUACAAGCAAAUUGCCAGAGGCGUGGAGCGAAACUCGUUUGUGCUCGUCUUGAUUGACGGCGAUGGCUACGUCUUCAAUGAGAGCCUAGUGAGCAAAGGUAUCGAUGGCGGCCGUACUGCGGCGCAGCUACUCCACGAAUCCAUCAACACCAGUCUCCAGAGGAAGGGCAUUGACCAUUGUCAAAUCAUGGUGCGCGUUUGGGUGAACCUUGCCGGUCUAUCAAAGGCGCUCAGCAGAGCAGGUCUCGUUGGCGUCGAGAAGCGCUCCCUCAGCCCCUUCAUCGCCAGCUUCAAUAGGUCAUAUGGCCUCUUUGACUUUAUUGAUGCUGGCGAGUGGAAAGAGAAUGCCGACUUUAAGCUGCGCGCAAUGCUGAACCUGUACGCAGAGAACCCGCAGUGCAAACACAUCUACUUCGCGGCCUGUCAUGAUGUUGGAUACAUUUCCGACCUGACGACGUAUAUCGGCAACAGAGAGAGAUUCACGCUCAUCAACUCUUCUAGUGUUAAAUUCCACAAGGAAUAUCUCAAACUGGGAAUGGAGAUAGAGGAGCUUCCUGGCGUGUUCCUAUCAAUGCCGCUAGGCGAAACAAUUGUUUCCAAUUCUUCUCGUCUCGGUCCCGCUUCGACCGUUGCUGAAAAGUCGACGGCGGUGGUUGCAUGGGCACCACCAAGCCAAUCAAGCAAUUCCAUGGGAAACGAUCGCAAGCUCUGCUCCUUUUAUCAGAUUGGGAAAUGCAAAUACGGGAGAAGUUGCGUCAACUUACACGUUAGCAGCCACAUCGACUACAUGGACAUGCAAAACGGCAGCCGUGCAAAAAGCAUCAUGCCAUGA